Necator americanus (New World hookworm) is the source of this 3933-nucleotide messenger RNA. RefSeq lists its product as uncharacterized. The coding region runs from base 1 to 3933 and encodes 1310 amino acids. Gene Ontology annotation, molecular function: protein binding. The transcript has 28 exons. The record is from RefSeq and is a predicted model, not a curated record. NCBI's taxonomy places the organism in Eukaryota, Metazoa, Nematoda, Chromadorea, Rhabditida, Ancylostomatidae. Gene Ontology annotation, cellular component: nuclear replication fork. Gene Ontology annotation, biological process: double-strand break repair via homologous recombination; replication fork processing.
AUGAAGAAGAAAAGGGUUGAAGAAGAGCUGCGAAGGAAAAUAUCAAGAACAAAAGAUGUAAAUGAACAGCUAGAUCUUGUCAGUGAGUUAGGAGCUUUAUACAGGUCAAACGGCGAGCUCGAAUUGGCAAAAAAUUCCUACAAGCGAGCUGUGCAACUAGCCAUAUCUGUUGCAAAUCAUCUGGAUCUGUCCUUUGCACAUCGGGCCUUGGCAGAGAUAUGUGCUGAAGAAGGAGAACGUAAAGAAGCUCUGGAACAUGCUAAUCUUUUCCGACAAACAGCUCAGAUGAGCGGGAGCUAUUCACAAAUCCAAUUAUCCUUGCAUGUCUCUGGUUGGAUAUACGAAAAAUUGAACAUGCUACAGUCUCAUGACCCAAAAGAUCUGGAAGAGGCAUUGUCGUGGUGCAUCAAAAGCAUAGAUUAUAUCAAGAAGUUUGGGCAUAGGAUUGAUGCAGAUAGAAAAGCAGUGAGAAUUGCUGGAGAUUCUAGCAGGAGAAAAGCUGGUUUGGACAGGCUGGCUUCUGGAAUAUGCGCAAAUCUUCAACGUCGUAUCGAAGCGGAGAAGUACUGGAAUGCAGCAUAUUCGUUUGCAAAAAGGAGCCAUGACACUGAGCUCGAAUAUCAACUUCUUCUCGCUAGGAUUGAUUUUUCCUGGGAAUCGUCGGUGAAGAACGCUCAAAGGCUUGUUAAUUUUGCACCUUUGAAGAAGAAAGGAUACGCAAUGAUGGAAUUGGCACAGGUUUUAAUAUACACGGGCGACUUUUUGGGUGCGCAGAAUGCUUUGUUUGAGUGUCUUCUACAUCACAAAUCCUCUCUAAUGUGCGAUGAUGUAGAACUUCUAGAGGCACGAGUGGUUUUUUUGUAUAAAUACUUCCAUCGAUUGGAUCAAGCGAAAAAGUCAGAUUGCUCUCGUAGUGAACGAAGAAAGUUGUACGAACUUAUUGCGGAUUCCUUCUGUUCUUAUGGUGGCGACAGGAAGGAAAUACUCGAGCACGCUCUAAGGUACUACAAGUUGAUGUUUCAAAAUAGCGUUUCCGAUAAGGAGAAAUGUACUGCUUCAAUUUCUGUUGCGCAGACGUUAAUGGAUUUGUUAGCAUAUGAUGAUGCGUUGGAGUGGUUUGAAAAGGUUCUCGAGCUUGAAAAGAAAAUUGGUAGAUCCAAUACAAAGCUUUGCCAAACACAAGUGCUCAUUUUUGAAGCCAAAUGUCGCCGUAAAUAUGCAAAGAAAAUGUCUCUCCUGAAGGAUUUCGAUGAGUUGAACUCACAGAUCCCGGAUGAACACCGCUCAUUGAAGGCGUCUAUUUAUCGUGCGAUGGGACAGUUCUUCACUUCACAAGGUGACCGUGAAGAGGCAUUGGUUUAUCUGGGAAGAGCAAAAGAGCUCGAUAGUGAGUCGGACGCUAAUGUAAGUGAGGAAGAGGAUGAGGAGAAUGAAGAAACAAGUGACGACUUGGAUUCGAGACCCGAUAAAGCGAUCCUGAGGGAAUGCAUGGAGCUUGCACGUCUACGGAACAGUGAUCUUGAAAUUGAGAAUGACAGAGAUAAAGAGAAGAAUGCUCACGGAGAGACACGGCUCCAUAUUGCUGCCCGAAGUAGAGACACAGCUAUGGUUGAAAAAUUGAUAGCUGCUGGUUAUGAUGUAAAUCGACGUGACUACGGUGGAUGGACUCCAAUUAGCGAAGCAGUUUCUGCUGGAAUGCGGGAUAACGUCCGUGCUUUGUUAAAAGCUGGUGCUAAAGUCGAUCCAGUUAGCACUGAAGUACUUAACGACGAGGAGAACUCGACUGGAGGUGGCAUUACGCCGCUUAUGGAAGCAUGCGACAAGGGGUUAGUGGAGAUUGCUCGAGACCUACUGAAAUGUGGUGCAUCUGUGACAAAAAGAAACGCCGAUGGUUGGACAGCGGUUGAUUUUCUCAGAAACCUCAUAGUUUCUUGUGAUGAAGAGGACGAUGAAAAAUAUGUUAAAGAACUGACAGCACUUGCGGAAUUUAUGGAGGACAUGCAGCGAAAGCAGUCGUUUCCGGUUCGAGGUUGUGCACCUCAGCGACGAAAAUCGGCAGGGAUGAAGCCUCCAUUGAAGAUAUCUCGUCCAGUUCCAUCGGUCGAGGAGGAUAACGUGGAUCUGAGCUCAUACAAGCGUGUGAUAGGAAGACUUGGAGCUCAAUCAUCGAAGACAAGUAAGGUUGCUCCGCUACAAAACGAGGCGGCACUGUUUUAUGAGGAUGAUGUAUUGAUGCGGAAUAGUCCACCGCUUGAGGACGACAUAGUACUUCCAAGUGACUUUGAACGGAGCCCAGUUAAAAGCAGAACACAGCGGGGAGAUUCGUCCCGGCGUAGUUCGCGCUGUACCUCACCUAUUUCUGCGACCAUCAACUCGCCGAUCAAGUCUAGGUCAAGUAUUACUCGCUUCGCUCCAUUGCCCAUUGAUGACGAUUUCAUAGUUGACGAUGAAAAAGAACGAAGAAAGAGGAAAAACCGGGACUCCCCAAAAGAAAGAGUGGAUAAUGUUAAGAAACGAUCAAAAUUGAAGAGUAACGAAGCCUUGACCUCGACACAAACUACUUUUUGCACAGUUGAAAGGUCUCCUUCUCCAGACAUGGUGAACAGAAGAUCACAAAUCAGAUCUCAACGAGAGCCAAUUCGUAGUCGAGAAGCAAGUCCAGUUUCCUUAUCUCCGGACUCAAAUGUUCCUCGUCUCAACAGCAGCUCUUCCACCACUCAGGGUCUAAUUAUAGCUACUCUGAAAUUUGAAGAUGACAGUGGUAAUAUGCUCAGACCUGACAAAGUGGUGGCAUUUCAAAGAACAUCAACAAUGGCAGAUGCACAGGAACGGUUUCGCUCCGAACUUCCCGUUCCGCGUCAAACAGAACGGUUCGACUUACGCCUAGCUGAUGGAAGGGAGGCAGAUGCUGAAAUCCCUCUCAUUUCUCUUGGAGAACCCUUAGUUAUUGUUUGUCGCCUGCAUAAACCAACUGCUGAGACUCUGUACAAGAGUAGAGGAGGCGUAGCUCGAGAAGAUGUGGUCGAAUGUUUGACUAAUUUCGACGCUACGAGUGAACUUGACCUCUCCUCAUCUGCACCGGAUCGCAGUUUAGCGGAGCUGGUUCUAAAAGUAGCCGCUGACACCAAACGCGAAAUUGCUAGACUAUGUUUGGAUGGAUGUGAUAUCAGUGAUGGAGUGUUGUCAUCGCUUAUGGUCAUUUUGUCUCAUUUAACAAAAUUGAGCUGCAGGUAUACAGGACUGAUUGAUGAGCAAUUAUCUACGUUGUGUAAGAUGUCUUCACUCCUCUGUCUUUCUUCACUUGACCUCUCACACAAUGAGUUGACCUCCGGUUUCAUAUUGUCAGCGUUCCUGGCAAGAUGCAGUCAAAUUUCAGAGUUGCGUAUUUGUGAUUUAGAAUUAGAAACAGGACAGGAUGAACUCGCAGAAAGUAUUUCAAGAUUACAUGGUCUUCGAAUGUUGGAUGCAUCCUUUAAUGGUUGGCUCAAAGGAAACCAUGUAGAGAAUAUUCUGUCCGCGUGCGAAAACCUAACUGAGUUAUUAUUAGACGGCUGUGACUUGCGAGGACUCUCUUUCGAGCCUACUUGGCUGCCAAACCUUCGUAAAGUGUCUAUGGUCGGUUGUCAUUUGACGGAAUAUGGCUCUCUGGUUGAGUGGAUGAGUAUGGGAUGCGUGCAAACGUUGGACCUAUCCGGUACUGAUGCCACUCUGGAUCAUGUACGGACUUUAGUGGAAGCCAGAUUGAUGUGCCCACCUAUAGUUGUUCGGCUGAUACGAACUCGUACGGUUGAGCGCGACCCACAAGCAUUUGUCGAUAUGAUAUUAGCGUUUGUCGGUGACCGUACCUUCCCAAUACGUUUCCAAUUUUCCGCACAUUUCGUCAAAGCAGUGCGAUUAAUGACUGCUUUUGCAUCGAAUUUCCUAUGUUCUUGA